Messenger RNA from Trichoderma virens Gv29-8, 927 nucleotides. RefSeq lists its product as uncharacterized. The transcript is spliced from 2 exons. The record is from RefSeq and is a predicted model, not a curated record. Gene Ontology annotation, molecular function: hydrolase activity. Bases 1 to 927 code for a protein of 308 amino acids. NCBI's taxonomy places the organism in Eukaryota, Fungi, Ascomycota, Sordariomycetes, Hypocreales, Hypocreaceae.
AUGCUGCCUGUUCACUACAGCUUUAUCAGCCCGCCUACAGAUGAUGUCUAUCUCCAGCUUUGCAAGCGCUACCAGACGGCCCCUAACAGCGUAGAACUCAGCGAUGGUACUCAAGCCCACUGGAUUGGCCCCAGCUCCGCAAGCAAGGUCAUUAUCAAUUUGCAUGGGGGUGGAUAUGUGCUGCCAGCAAGCGAAUUUAUGGUAGAUUACAUGUUCAGGCUGCAGAAACUUGUCAGCACUUCUGCCCAGCCGGUGGGGAUACUCUUCCUUUCCUAUGACCUAAGUCCAACAGUACGAUAUCCACGGCAACUAGAGCAGGCAGUCGCACUUGUGCGAUACGUCGUUGAGGUCCUGAACAAGGCUCCCGAGGAUAUCAUCCUGACGGGAGACUCAGCAGGUGGGAAUCUAGCGUUGGGGGUGCUCUCUCAUCUCUCGGUCGCCCACCCCUCUCCAGCCAUCCCUCCAUUAAAGCUUGAGAGCAAGCUACGCGGCGUAGUCCUUGUAUCGCCCUGGGUGUCGUUCGAUUUCAAAGAUGCUUCCUGUACGAAAAACGCACGUAAGGAUCUCUUGUCCAUUACGACACUGAAACGCUGGGGCGAAGCUUUUAUGGGAACUCCAUCACCGCAUACCGACAACGUGGAAUUGUACAAUGCACCCCUCGCAGCACCAGAUGAACACUGGAGAGAUUUGAUGGCCGAGAGAGUAUUGGUGCUCGCUGGGAAGGAUGAGGUCUUGGUUGAUAGUAUUGAUCAAUUUUCGCGGAAAUUGACCGGUGCACUGGGUACCGACAGAGUGACUGUCUUGAUUGCAGAAGGAGAGGCUCACGAUAUGCCGAGUCUGGAUCUCCAAUUCGGGAUUGAGGUCAGGGGAGAGCAAGCGAAACUGAUGGCGGACUGGAUCAUUGCAAGUUUUGGAAGAGAGGGCUGA